Bacillus rossius redtenbacheri is the source of this 2620-nucleotide messenger RNA. RefSeq names its product 11-beta-hydroxysteroid dehydrogenase type 2 (gene sro). The record is from RefSeq and is a predicted model, not a curated record. Bases 2 to 1141 code for a protein of 379 amino acids. Lineage: Eukaryota; Metazoa; Arthropoda; Insecta; Phasmatodea; Bacillidae. The transcript is spliced from 4 exons. Gene Ontology annotation, molecular function: oxidoreductase activity. Gene Ontology annotation, cellular component: intracellular membrane-bounded organelle. Gene Ontology annotation, biological process: steroid metabolic process.
GAUGGGCGCGGGUGUCUCGUCCCUGGGAGCGCGCUGCGCGUGCGCAGCAGCCGUGGCCGCCGCGGGCUGCUGCUGGAUGGCUGCGCGCAGCCUCGCGCGGCGCGGGAGUCGUGCGGACCGCGCGCUCGUCGUGCUGACGGGCUGCGACUCGGGGCUGGGGUUCUCGCUGGCGCUGCGCGCGCUGGCCCGCGGCGCCGUCGUGCUGGCGGCGUGCCUGGACGAGCGCGGGCCCGGCGCGGCCAGGCUGCGGCAGGCGGGCGCCACAGUCGCGCCGCUCGACGUCACUGACGGCGACAGCGUGCAGCGGCUGGCGCGCCGGGCCGCCGACCUCGUGCGCGACGACCCCGGCUUGGAGCUGAUAGCGCUGGUCAACAACGCUGGAGUCAUGGUGUUCGGGGAGUUCGAGUGGCAGACAGAGAGGCUCAUCCGGCACCAGGUGGAAGUGAAUCUCCUGGGCACCAUGCGGGUCACCAAGGCCUUCUGCCCCCUCAUCAGGCAGCACAAAGGUCAGCGGUCACCGAUCGCAGCGCCGCACGCAUUCAUGGGCCCCACCCUCGCCGAGCCUGCUUGUCCUGCGCGCAGGGAGGAUCGUGACUGUGACGAGCCACUGCGCCAGCCAGUCGCUCCCUGGUCUCGCGGUGUACGGCGCCACCAAGGCAGCUCUGGAGGGCUGGUGCGACGGGCUGCGCGUCGAGCAGAGCAAGUACGGCGUCAAGGUCAUAACGCUGGUGCCAGGCUACUUCAUGAUGAACAGCAACCUGAUGGCGCGCCACCACGACCACGUGGCGGAGAUGCAGCAGGCCAUGUCCGCGGAGGACCGCGGCUUCUUCGGCGACUACUUCGGGCGCUUCCACGCGGCCUUGGGCGUGUUCGCCGUGCGGCGCGAGCCGGCCAGCAUCCAGGACGAGCGAUUGCACCGCAUGUUCGAGGCGGCGGUGCUGUCUCCGGCCCCCGCGGCGCGCUACCGCAACUCCCCGCUGCGCUACUCCGUCUACCACUGGCUGUUCGCGCUCGCGCCCACCUGCGUGCGGGACCGGCUCAUGGAGCGCUUCAUGUCCAUGCCCGAGUGGCACGCCGCCUAGCGCGUUCCCGGCAACCCGAACACUGUCACUCCUUGUGGCCCGAACAAGCACUACACUGAACUCUUGAAUUACACGUUCAAUCCAACUAGCUACCGCGCUGUGUGCGCUUACACAAGUGCGGUAUUAGUUUUACAGUUAGAUAUAGGUUCAUUUCUUACCUAACAUACCACUAGUAGCCUAAGUAACCUAUUUUUAGCUUUAAAUGUCGUUCUUCGUUAAUGAGAGAAUUUUUUUUUUAUAAAUAAUAAAAUGUGUGUGUUCACUAGAUUCUGUCUAAUACAAUUUUUUUUUCUACGUUGUUCCUAAAUUUUACAAAAAAUUUAAAGCUACGCAAUAUAAAUAUUUACGCCCACUUUCUGAAGGAACAUUUAUUGCCUCAUUUAAUUUCAAAAUUCUUGUGCUGUUAUGGAGUUUAUUUUCAAAAAUCAAAUUUUUCUUAGGACUUCACACAACAUUAAUUUCUCGUAGACUAAUACAACCAAGGAUUGUGUUUCCGUUUAUGUCCAUUGUAGCUAGGCCUCUGUGCUUGUUUUUUAUUGUGUGUUUUUUUUUGCAAUAACUAUAUGUGUUAAUACUUGUUUUAUUUGAAGCAAAUAGUUCUAAACUAAACGUUUUCAGAUUAUCUGGAAUGCACUAUAAAGAGGCAGUCUUCGGAAAUGUUUUUAGUAUUAAUUUAAUUUUGGUUCUGGAAUCAUUCCUCAACAACUUACAUUAUUUCCGCUUCCUUAGGAGAAACUUAUUUGAAUAGUGGCAUGAUACUGAUUUUUUUAAUCUUCUUACUCUAGACUAAAAUCAUAGUGUGAUAAUGAAUUCAUAACAUUCCGUGCCUUUCGAUAACAACCAAACGCACAAAUAAAGAUAAUUAUUGUAACUGUUUAGUUUUUGUAUGAAAAUGUUUUUAAUGUAAUGAAUUAAAAAAAAAAUUAUAUAUUUUUUUUUAUUUUGUGAGCAUGUUUACUGGGAAAUCUAUAUGACCUCUUUACCUAAAGAUUUUUCGUCCAGCUGCUUGCUGGCAACCAUGUAAAAACAAUUUGACAGUGUUACACAGGCUUCAAACCAGUUGUAUUUAUUCACAAACAAAUUUUAAUGUUAUUUUAUGUAAAUAUAAAAAAUAUAUGAUUAUAAUGGAAUUAAAUAAACAGUGUUAUCUAUAUUUUAUAUAAAUUUUUAUCUCAUUUAUUUAACAUCAUUUCUAGUAAGCAAUAUUAUCUAGAUAGGCUACUUCAUUUCGUAAGGAUCAUGAGAUAUGUCAUUUGCUCAUUUGCUGCAACCUACAUUGAAAAUUAAUAUCUGGUUGAAGUUACAAAAUGUUUUAACAUCCUUUUUUUUUAAUGAAUAUUGGCUUCCAAACAUAAACAACUACAGAAAAAAAUACUAUUUUAAUUUUGACGUUAAUGCCAAAAAAAUUGUUGGUGAUUGGAAUCCAGGUUUGUUGUUAAUCACAUUUUGUUCAAUCAGCAUUAUAUUUAAUAAUAUACUAAAACACAUUAAUUUUUACAAAGAUAUUUUUUACCCAAAAUGUUUACUGCCUCACUGUU